AAUGGUAAUAAUAACCAUGCACCAUUCAUAAGAAUCAUAAGCAUUUAUAUGCACCCUAUUCUACUAUUGAGAAAUAUAUGUAGAAGUAGAAUUAUUAAGUCCUCACUAGCUUUCCUAUUUAAAGAGAAAGUGUCUAUAUACAUGUUGGCAUGUUAUUUGGAAUAAGCUUCUAUAUCAAGGAUGAGGAAAAAAGAUAUUUGCUGAAGAGGGAAAUACAAUGCACAGAUAGGAUUGACCAUGGCUUUGUUUUCAAAUUAUAUUUUGGAAAUGACAGUGUAGAUGCAAAUUAUCAAUUUACCAGAACUGGGAUUUCUACUCAUUAUUCUAACAAAGACAUUUUAAUCAUUUUGUAGGCAAAAGAUGUUAUGGACCAAUAGACAUGACAUUCUACUCUGCCGAGAAAUCCUGGCUUAAGAACCAUACAAGUUCAAGCAUGGAUCCAGGGAAAAAGGACAUUGCUGGAACACCAUGGCUGAUAAUUUAAACAGCAUGGGGGGAGAAAAAUUUAUUGUUGACCAAAGAUCAGUCGAGAUCGAUUUUCAAAGCUGGAAAAGCAUCAUAAGAGAAAAAUGGCAGAAGAGGAAAAAGCAUCUGGUAUUAGUCCUGAAUUUACAGAACUUGACGAAGCAUUGGAAGACAUUGUAGAAAGAACACAGGAAGUGCAAGAAGAGUUUGCAGCAGAGAAUGACAAGACAGAAAAGAUAGCUGAAAAGGAAAGAGAAACAGCAGAGGAUGUAAGAAAAAGAUCUAUGGAAAGACUGGGAGAAACCAAGGCAAGAGAAAAUGCAAAGAAAACAAAAAAAUCAAGAAACAGCUCUUUGGAAUAUUUUAAAGAAAAACAUGAUAAAGAGCUUGAUUUAAAGAGGGAAGAGAUGGCAAUGAAAGAAAAGGAAGCAGAAAGGGCAUGGGAAAUUAAAGAACAAGAAAUAAAAAGUAAAGAGAUGGAAGCAAAGAAAAGAGAUGAGGAGUUACGUGCCAGAAAAGAAAGUAAUAUGAUUGCUACAUUACAACAACAGCUACAACAGCAACAAGGCAUGUUUAUGCAAAUGCAGCAGCAAAAUAAACUGUUAUUGCAAUUGUUAAAUAACAAUACAAAGAACGAAGAUUGACAUUGAAAUUAUUUACAAUGUACACUACAGUAUAUAAUUAUUUUCAAUAAUUUAAUUAUUUAUUUACACCUUAUUGUUGAACAAAACCGUAUAUUGAAGAUUAAUUUACAUGUUACAUUAAAAAUUGUUUGGCCAAAACAUUUUGCAGUUAUUUGUAUAUUUAAUAAUUAAAGUACCUACCGUAAUCUCUCUAUUAAGCCUCCUGAGGGCUUAGUCUUUUCAGG
Molecule: messenger RNA, 1333 nt
Organism: Paramuricea clavata
Lineage: Eukaryota; Metazoa; Cnidaria; Anthozoa; Malacalcyonacea; Plexauridae
Source: the annotation of a GenBank genome assembly